GGAGGGAGAAAGAGGAGGAGGAGGAGGAGGAGAGAAAGGAGGAGCAGGAGGAGGGGUUACGUGGAGCCGGCGCCGCCGCCGCUGAGGGCGCGGGGUGGGCUGAGGGGCUAUGCCGCCGCCGCGGUAAUUGAGAAUGGGUCCUCAACAAUGCUAAGUGUACAAUGGGAAGUGUCACGCUUCGCUAUUUCUGUUAUGGGUGCCUUUUCACAUCGGUGACUUGGACGCUUCUGCUCUUUGUUUAUUUCAACUUCAGUGAAGAGAACCAAUCCUUCAAGAAUGUGCCCGUCAAGGGGCUAGAACCUCAGAGGCCAUUUCCCAAAAAAUUCUACCCCCGUUUCACUCGGGGGCCGGUUCAUAUACCUGAAUUGCAACAGAAAGAGAGUAAGUUUAGAAAUCCUCUUGGAAAUCAUGUCCAGGACCCAGUAAAGGGGGAGGGAGACUUCUCUCCUGAAAUGGGAAUGAUUUUUAAUGAAGAAGAUCAGGAGGUACGAGACUUGGGCUAUCAGAAACAUGCUUUCAAUAUGCUCAUCAGUAACCGGCUGGGAUACCACAGGGAGAUACCUGAUACAAGAGAUGUGAAAUGUAGAGAGAAGUCCUACCCUUCGGAUCUGCCAUUUGCCAGUGUUAUCAUCUGUUUCUACAAUGAAGCACUUUCUGCCCUGCUCCGCACAGUGCACAGUGUCCUGGAUCGCACUCCUGCACACCUUCUUCAUGAAAUUAUUUUGGUGGAUGACAACAGUGAACUGGCUGACUUGAAGAAAGACUUGGUUGAAUAUGUUAAAACUCAGCUUCCAAAAACAACGAAACUAGUAAGAAAUGAGAAGCGGGAAGGCUUGAUUCGAGGCAGGAUGAUUGGAGCCUCUCAUGCUACAGGAAAAGUGCUGGUAUUCCUGGACAGUCACUGUGAGGUGAACGAGAUGUGGCUGCAGCCUCUGCUGACUCCAAUCAAAGAAGACCGCAGGACUGUGGUGUGCCCUGUGAUUGACAUAAUCAGCGCUGACACACUUACCUACAGCUCUUCCCCAGUUGUGCGUGGAGGGUUUAAUUGGGGCCUGCACUUUAAGUGGGAUCUUGUUCCUUUGUCAGAACUCGAAGGACCCGAGGGAGCCACUGCUCCAAUCAAGUCACCUACUAUGGCUGGAGGCCUGUUUGCCAUGGAUCGUGAGUACUUUAAUGAACUUGGACAGUAUGACAGUGGCAUGGACAUCUGGGGAGGAGAAAAUCUGGAAAUAUCUUUUCGGAUUUGGAUGUGUGGGGGUCGACUUCUGAUCAUUCCCUGCUCCAGAGUGGGACACAUUUUCCGUAAAAGACGUCCCUAUGGCUCACCAGGGGGACAGGACACCAUGGCUCAUAAUUCAUUGAGGCUGGCACAUGUGUGGAUGGAUGAAUAUAAGGAGCAGUAUUUUGCUUUGAGACCUGAGCUAAGGACAAGGAACUAUGGAAAUAUAACUGAUCGUGUAGAACUGAGAAAAAGAUUGAACUGCAAGUCAUUCAAGUGGUAUUUAGAUAAUAUCUAUCCUGAGAUGCAAGUAUCCGGGCCCAAUGCCAAAGCUCCGCAGCCAGUCUUUAUUAAUAGAGCACAAAAACGACCAAAAAUAAUCCAGCGUGGAAGGUUGUAUCACCUUCAAACCAACAAAUGCCUGGUUGCUCAGGGCCACCCAAGUCAGAAAGGAGGCCUGGUAGUGAUUCGGGAGUGCGACUACAAUGAUCAAAACCAGGCUACUUUUGCCAUGUAAAUACACAGCAGUCUCAGUAAGUUGAAGGAACAAAGUGAACUCUACUCAAGAAAACACGUAGAGAUCUGGGGAGCAGCACUAUCCUUCUUGAGACUUGCUGAGCGCAGUACUUUUGACUGGAAAAUGGUCUUCUGUGUAAUUUGUAGUUAGAAAUAGCCCAAGUAGAAGAAAUGGAAGGUUCUGGUAGAACAGAGAUCGGGGACAAGAAGUCUGAAGUGACAGAAGCUGAGGAGCAGAAAUACUGUGUGAAUUUUGCAAGCAGAAGGCUAACAUGGAAUGAACAUUUUGUAGCUGAAGAGUGGUUGUGUGGAGGAGAUGCCAGGACAGCUGAAGUGAACUCUUCUGCUCAAAGUCAGCAGUAUGUGACCUCUUUCCAUAAACAAAAAUGGGAAUGCACGAGGUAGUGCACAGCAGGAAAUUGGGUGGUGAAGGAGGCCAGGAAGCAUUUAAGGGCUUUGGAAGACUAGACAUCUCCAUCUCUGUCUCUUAUAAUGAAAUGCAGAUGUAAAAAAGCAACAAGAAAAACCAACAAACAAAAGCAAGCAAAAAAAAAAUCCAACCCUAAGUGUUGUGGAUUCUACCCAAAAACAUUGUGUCCAAGGUUAAUCAGAUGGUGAUAGAUAACAAGGAUGCUGAAGUUCUUUUUUCCUUUGGGACAUCUAUCACAGAAGUAGAAGUAGUUACUGACAAACUUAAGGGGAGCUUCUAAGACAACUAAUGAAGAUUUUGGAAUGAAGCAUAAAGGCCAACAGAAGGCUAACCAGUGGGAAUGCUUGUGAUCUAGAUUGGGUUUGUCAGAUAUCUAAUGCCUGCUUGUCUUCUUCCUGACCUAAAUGCUUCAAGUUCCUUUUCCAAAAAAUCUCCUACUCUGAGUUAGGCGUGUUUUUUUCUUCAGCUGGUAUCACCACUUCUCUGUGCAUUUGCUUCAUUUCAGUAGUUUAAGCUUUCCUUAACUUAGCAACACGUUAAGCUUUAAAGUUGAGUGUUGCUGUUGUGGCAGGGGUCAGCUGGUGGGCGUCUGCUCAGCUGAGUGGGGCUUGGGAAGUCAGAAGAGCUCUGUUAACCUCUUGCAGCACUCCAUAAAUGUAAGCAUGUGUCCUUCUGACCCUGGAACGCUUUGCAGAAGGAUGCAUUUUCUAAAGUGCUCCAGUUGUGUAAGAUUCUCCUCCCGAAAUCUCUGCAUCAUGGGUGUAAGUUUGUUUUUCUGAUGCGUUUCUCUGGAGCGAGCAUGAAGAAGUGCAAGCUGCCUCUACCUGCUGCGUUUUCAUCAGCCCAUGGAAGAACACCAUCCCACAGUCCCUCUUCAGAACAUCAGCCACACACUGAAAUGUGAAAGGGGACCAUGCACCAGCAUUAGGAAUACCUUCAGGGGGACCUUAGGUCUCCUGGGUGGCAAUAGGUUGAAGUAAUGAUUACAGACCCUGUGUGUUGCUAUUUCUGUUGACUUUCACAAGUUAUCUGGUGCUGUGAUGUCGUCGUUAGCCACAAGAAACAUCAGCUGAAGGGUCUGCACGUAGCUGUGAUGAUGCGGUCAAUAGGCACAGCUCAUUGUGCUGAGGUGGCUUCUUGGUGCUCUUCGGCUCCAUUUUUGCCUUCUAAAAACUCUUUGAUGGAAUAAUGCACUGGUGCCAAUGUAAGCAAUGGGUUGUCGCUGCUCAGAGUGCUGGCUUGCAUUUAUUGGAGUGAAGUUUUUCAAUGCAUUCCUUUGCUCCUAAUGCAAUUUACAGAUGAAAUGAAUGUACAACCAUAAAGCUUUUCCCAGCUGCCUACCUUGUGUCUUUUGCUGCAUAUCUUUGCAAGCCGAAAGCUGAAGUGUAGGCUGAUGCUUCCAUACAGUUCUGAAGUAUUUGUUUCCCAGGAGCAGUUCCUCCUCUUCAGCUUACUGUAGCUUCCUUGGUUUGCUUGAUUUUUCCCAGCUUGGGUGCUGGGUUUUGCUUUAGUGCAGCUGUCUUUACUGCCGCUAGACCCAAAGCCUUCCAUAGCGAACUCCUUUUGUGCUGAGAAGUGGCAGUGUGGGGCCGUGCUCCUUGCUGUGGGCACCAUUCCACCCCUGUCCUCACCCAGCUUUCCCUGGAAGCAGUUCAGCUGCCUGUUAUUCAUUUACAUUAACCACAGUGUGGUGUUAAUUUCAUCUUCUCGUCUUUUAAUGGAAUAAAAUAAGUCAGUAACGCAGCCCUGUAUAUCUUCAUUAUUGCAAAAUAAAAUAAAUAUGCUGGAGAGGGAUCUCUGGAUUUCUAUGUGGUCACCCUAUGGCAACGAGGGCUGAACAUCAUCCAUCCAUGCAUCAGCAGGGAAAUGUUUAAUAAACUUCAGUGUGUGUGAAGAUUUUCAGUCAUAUGAUGGAAAGCCCCAUGGCGUGGCUUUGCUUUCCCUGGCUUCUGCUUUCAGCACUGUCCCUGUGCUCUUCUCCCAGUUCUUACCAGUUUUUGCUGCAGGGGCCUCCCUGUGGGUUCAGAAUAGCCCCCCUGGUUGGGUAUUUAGCUGCCUGGUCUCCAUAUCUGCCCUUCCCUGCAGAGCUCUGCUUUUCUCUGCUUUCUCCUUUCCUGACAUCUCUCUCAGGCUGCCUUGAGUUGCAUUUACCAAAUACCCACUGUGCCACAGUAGCGGGGACAAACUGACAGCAUGUCCUGCUUGUUGUUAGAGGUGACAAGAGAGAAGGUCCCCAAACAAGUCGUGCAGUGUCAGGAAGCUGAGCACAGUGGGAGCUGCAGAUGUGAACCCACGCACUCUUGCUUUAUGCAGACAGGCCUAGAGGGGGCUGGGUUCAGUUGCUGCUGCUGAUGGGGAGUUAUGCAAGUUCUGCAGGUCCAGAUUGAGGCAUUUUUG
This is a messenger RNA of Numida meleagris (helmeted guineafowl), 4562 nucleotides long. RefSeq names its product polypeptide N-acetylgalactosaminyltransferase 11 (gene GALNT11). The coding region runs from base 162 to 1736 and encodes 524 amino acids. Gene Ontology annotation, cellular component: Golgi apparatus. NCBI's taxonomy places the organism in Eukaryota, Metazoa, Chordata, Aves, Galliformes, Numididae. The record is from RefSeq and is a predicted model, not a curated record. The transcript has 11 exons. Gene Ontology annotation, biological process: regulation of Notch signaling pathway. Gene Ontology annotation, molecular function: Notch binding.